GAGCCGCCAGAAGGCGGCGCGUCGAUGGCGUCGAGGCGGUGCAGACCUAAAGUCGGACACCGGUCGUCACCGGCCGGAGCCGCGUCGCGCCGAGCUCCACGGCCUUCUCGAUCAAUAACGAAGUGCGCUUCUUUUUUAUCGGAGCGAAGAAGAGCUCCAGAGGCGUAGCUGGCGUGGGCUCCCGCGUCCGUUCUUUCGCGACGACGCGGUCGUCUUCAUAUGAGGCGAGCCACUCCCCCAUACCACCAUCAAACACGCGGAGCUCGUCGCCCCGUCGCAACCGCAGCACCUUGCCCAGCUUGCGCCGCUGGGCCGCGUCGAGGGGCCAGCUCGUCUCGCCCGCUAUUACUGGUGUCGCCGUCGGGAGCCAGAGGCGCGGCAGCUUCGUCGCCUUGUCUUGGGGCCCCCAUGCGGUUGUUUGCAGCAGCAGUAUCGCGGCGAUGAGUUUAUGCAUGGUCGCGUCGAUGGCGUGGUGCUCUCACAGGGUGAUUGCUUUGGCAGUGCUCCUGAUCAGCCGCACGACUGGUUCUUUCGGCACAGCAGCGUGCCGUACGACUGCUGCGCGUGUUGUACAGAGAGAUUAGCCCGCGUCUGCGCGUUUGCGGCGAUUUUGCGCGUAAACCCGUUUUGCUCUCUCAGUGCUGCAGGUGUGCUGCCAACCAGCGAGCACGGGCGGCCAGUAGGAGGGCAACCGGCCAGCCGGCACCGGCCCGCCAGCUGUAAAACCCGCACAAGCCCGCCAGCGCCGGCGGGUGCACCCGGCGGGACCAGCCAGCCGGCAGGCCUGCCAGCUCCUCCAGCCAGCCCAGCGCGCCAGCCGCGGCGGCAGCUCAGCAGCUCAACCAUGGUCGCACGCACGCUGAACGCCGCCCGCGUCUACCUGGGCACGAUGAACUUCGGCUGGGCCCAGGCUUCAAGCGUAUGCGACGCGCCGGUGGCAGCAGAAAUGCUGAAACGCUUCGCAGCUCAUGGAGGCGACCGUCUCGACACGGCGCGCAUCUACGCCAAUGGUAAAGGCGAAUCUCAUGUGCGGGAAGCGAUCGAACGCUCCGGUAUUAGUGACUGGCGGUUAGGCUCGAAGGCGGCACCUUCAUCAGACAAGGGCCUCUCCCCGGAAGGUAUUCACGGCCAGUUCGACGCUUCCAGAAACGCUCUCCAAAUGGACGGAGCCUUAGAUGAAUACUUUUUACAUCAGCCCGACCCCCUCAACUCAUUAGUAGACACUCUGCAGACGGUAGAUGUCCUUGUGGGGAUGAACGUAGUGAGAGAAGUCGGCCUGUCGAAUUUUCACGUCGACGAAGUGAAAAGGGCCUUUGACAUUUGCGACGAGUACGGUCUGGCCUUUCCGACGUUCUAUCAAGGGUUGUACAACCCUCUCAAUAGAUUAGUGGAAGACGACUUACUACCUUUCUUGCGAGAGAAAAAUGUACGCUUCGUGGCCUACAACGGCUUAGCUGCUGGGUUAUUAACCGGCAAGCAUAGGCAAGGUACAGACGUCCUCGCCGGUCGCUGUCCGGGCGGAAAUUCCCCUUAUGCGUCGCGUCGAUGGCGUCGCGUCGAUGGCGUCUCGAAGGUUGCUUCCUACGCAGGCCGGUUCAAGGACAACGCCAACUAUUUGCCGCGCUUCUACACGGACAGCAAUUUCGAAGCCGUCGAAAAGAUCCGCUUGGCCUGCGCCGAGGCCGACAUAUCGAUGGUCGCGGCGACCUAUGCGUGGUUGUUGAAUUAUUCGGCUUUACGUGAGGACGACGGCGUGCUGCUCGGCGCGUCUUCCCUCGAACAAUUGGACGCGUGCCUCGACGCCUGCGCGAACAUCGUGGACCUUCCCGACAAUGUUCGAGACGCCUUCGAGGGGGCCUGGGACCUCACGCGGCCGGACAGCUUCAAGUACUGGCGGUCCUACUCGGCCGACAUGCCGGACCGGGAGACUAGGGACCCGGGCGCGGCCUACGACGCGGCCAAGAAGAAGUAGGCCCCGUCGACGCCGUCGCAGGAGCGCUCAAGUCGCCCAAGAGAGAAUUAAAUGUGUACAUGGUGC
Molecule: messenger RNA, 2038 nt
Organism: Pelagomonas calceolata
Lineage: Eukaryota; Pelagophyceae; Pelagomonadales; Pelagomonadaceae
Source: the annotation of a GenBank genome assembly